AUGUUCCUGCAUCAAUUCCUUGUCUCGAUCUUGCCUUUUGUUCUGGAGCAUCGACUCAGUCUUGAUCCCUCACUCAUCCAGCGAGUGAGUGUUGCUUUGCUAGCAGAGAGUGCUCUGGUAUCAUUCCUCGUGACCCCUCUGAUUGGUCGCUUUUCUGAUCGCCUGGGUGCACGAACCUGGCUUCUGGUAGGGUUGCUUGGGGAAUUAGGUGGCUCCAUGAUCAUUGCCUUGUCUCAUUCAUUGUUCACGCUAUUCUCUGGAAGAUUGGUACAGGCAGUGGCCAAUACCAUCGUAGGUGUUCUUGGACUCACAAACCUGACAAAAGUCGCCUCAACAAACGGAACGGAGAAAGUGUAUGGAGUUCUCACCGUCUCCUUGGCUGCAGGCUCAUCGGGAGGGCCAUUGAUGGCCGGAACAAUCUUUGAACUAGCCGGAUAUUGGACGGCGUGGACGAGCGCAUUUGGUGCAAGCCUGAUUGGUGUGAUCUUACAGAGUCUGAUGCUGGUUCAGCCGCAAGACACUGAGUCUGCUGGAGUACAAUCGCCCCCUAGAGACGAAGCGGGCGAGGAGACUCCUUUGCUUGUGCCCUCGUCUCUCUCCGAACUACCCGUUCAGUUGAGAUCGGCCCAACUCGACUUCCAGUUCUAUUUCUGUCUCCUCACCAAUCGCCGUUAUAUUGGCGGAAUCCUCAGUUCUCUCUGUUAUGCGAUCGUGGCCGUAAGCUUCGACACCACGCUUCCGCUUCACGUUGGGGCAGUGUUUCACUGGGGUAGUCUUCCGACUGGAAUCCUCUUUUCUGUUUUGCAUGGGCCGAACGCCUUCUUCAGCGUGCCUGUGAAGUGGCUGAAAGGUCGGGUCGGAUCGCGGUACCCUACUUGUGUCGGGUUUCUCGGGCUUGCACUGCUUCUGUGGGUGGUCGGUACUCCUGGGGACGACCGCUUCCAUUGGGCAAACUUGGGGUACCGAGGUCCCAUCAUCUAUGCCUCCACAGUUGCUGCUAUAGGAAUCUUCAUGACUCUGUUGAACGGGACGGGGAUGAUGGAGGCUUCUUACGCGGUUCAUGAAAUUGAAAUUCACCAGCCAGGAAAAUUUGGCUCAGAAGCAUAUUCCCAGGCCAUGUUGAUCAGUAGAUUAAGCUGGUCAUUUGGCUUAUUUCUGGGGCCCAUUGUGUCGGGGCAGCUCGCCGAGAAAGUGGGAUAUCAUGAGAUGAACUGUAUACUCGGUGAGUACAUAAAUCACAUCACUAAGCUGUGUCGACGGCUCAAGGUAUGGAAAUCUUACUUCACGCAUAGCGCUAACUAUACCUCAGCCAGAAUGUGUCUGCUCUGCGCCGGUUUUGUAGUAUGGAAUCUGAAGUCGUCACCUCUCGUCCAUUAG
Messenger RNA from Penicillium daleae, 1377 nucleotides. RefSeq lists its product as uncharacterized. The transcript is spliced from 3 exons. Gene Ontology annotation, molecular function: transmembrane transporter activity. Bases 1 to 1377 code for a protein of 458 amino acids. Lineage: Eukaryota; Fungi; Ascomycota; Eurotiomycetes; Eurotiales; Aspergillaceae. Gene Ontology annotation, biological process: transmembrane transport. The record is from RefSeq and is a predicted model, not a curated record.